AUGAGGAACUCUCAGUCUCUACACCUGUCGCUCGUUCCCUUUUUGUUUUCUUUACUUUCACUCCUCCUCUGCCCUGCAAGUGCCAGUUCAGGGUCUGACUAUGACUACGGAGCCCACCCACGCUUUGUUUGCACCCCUAUUCCUGUGGAUGCAGACCCUGCCUGCUUCCCUGCAACAGGUCCACGCAUAGGAGCAACAGGGCCCAACGGACCAGGCCAUCAAAGUGCACCUCCUGCUGGUUGGUGGGGGGCGAGCGAUGAAGCCAAAGCCACCAUCCUCCACCUCAGGGAGAGCCUUGUCCAGCAGAAAGAGACCAUCCUGGACCUGAGGGAGACCAUUAGAGAGCUGACGGCCAAGCUCACGCUGUGCGAGGGCCUCGGGCGGGGGGGGACUCCUCACGACGAGCACCACGGCACAGCCUCGCACUCCCAUCACGCAGGGGUGGACAGCCACCACACAUACUCUGACAACGGACACUAUAGCAACCACCAUGGAAACAGCAACCUCAUGCCGGACUCGCCGCACUACCCCUCUGUGGGGGGGCAUCUAUCUGAUGGAGGGCACAGCAGCAACAACCAGGGGAAAGAUAAACAUGUGACACCAGGGGACAUCACAUCAUCACCAGAGCAGAUGGAGAGGAUGCUGCAGGCGCUGAAGGAGAGGCUGGACAACCUGCAGAAGAGGAACACAUCCAUCGCCUACUCCAGCUCUUUGAAGGAGCUGCUUCAGAGGAAGAUCAGCGCUCUGGAGGAGCAGCUGCACCAUCGCACCGCCGCCCUCAGCGGCCAGGACCACCACGACAAUGACAGCAGCCACAGAGACGACGGAGACCAUCAUGAUAAUGAUGGUCACCACAACAACGGACAACUAAAUGACCACAAAAACAACCACAACGAUGGCGGUCACAGCGUCAGUGAGAACCACGGCGACCAUCACGAUGACAGCCACAGUGAUGACCAUCAUGAUGCAGACGCAGACCAUGACAACCACGAUGACGGCCACCACGAUGGUGAUGAUGAUGAUAAUGACCACCACAGCAAUGAAGCAGACAGUCACACUUACCUUCCACACACAGGAUACAGAGCACCAGGACCACGGGCUGGUUUCCACUCAAACAAACUGGAAACGAUGCUCAGCCAGCUGCACCUUGCAGGUUCCAGCAGGAAGAAAUCCCAGAGUCCUGACGCCUUCCAGAUCAGCUUCCCCAUGAGAACCAACUACAUGCACGGGCGGGUGAAGAGGACUCUGCUGCAGGAAAUCUUCGCUCUGACUUUGUGUCUCUGGAUCAAGGCGGGAAUGGGGCCUGGCCUGGGGACACCGUUUUCUUACUCAGCACCCGGACAGGCCAAUGAACUUGUGCUCAUCGAGUGGGGGAACAACCCUAUGGAGCUGCUGAUCGAUGACAAGGCUGUGACGCUCCCCCUGUCGCUGGGUGAUGGGAAGUGGCACCACGUCUGCGUGACUUGGUCGACACGGGACGGACAGUGGGAAGCCUACCAGGACGGAGUGCAGCGGGGGUCCGGGAUAAAUCUUUCCCCCUGGCACCCUAUCAAACCUGGAGGGGUCUUCAUCCUGGGACAGGAACAGGACACACUGGGAGGCCGUUUUGAUGCCACUCAGUCAUUUGUGGGUGAGAUGUCAGAGCUGCACAUGUGGUCACAUGUCCUGUCAGCUAGUGACAUCUACAGCCUGGCCUCUUGCGGCAGCCACCUCAGGGGAGAUGUCAUUGCUUGGUCCGAGACAGAGGUGGAGCUUCGUGGAGGCGUCUCGAAAUACCCCUUUGACCCCUGUCACUGA
Molecule: messenger RNA, 1797 nt
Organism: Micropterus dolomieu (smallmouth bass)
Lineage: Eukaryota; Metazoa; Chordata; Actinopteri; Centrarchiformes; Centrarchidae
Product: neuronal pentraxin-1
Exons: 5
Coding region: 1-1797 (598 amino acids)
Source: RefSeq, a predicted model, not a curated record